AUGACUUCUCUGUGUCAGUUCCUGAUGGUCCAAUCAGGGCAUGGUCAGGCUCCCCUGUCUCUGUACGUUGAGAACUCUCACCUCUCUUCAACGCAGAGCCAUUGGAGGUGCGCUGGUACCGGCCCUAAAACUCCUACAGCCCUGUCUUGUUAUACGAGGACCACAAGAUCCAGAAGGCCCAUGUGGACCGCCCUUGUAGAAUGGCAGGGUGUCUCUAACUGGGGGGUUGGAGAGGGAACGUGUCCCUGAGACUGGAGAGGGUCACACUGGAAGACAGAGGAAUAUGUGUGCCGUGUCAGCAGCGAACAAUGGUUCGACAAGGCCAGUGUGUUCCUCACAGUGAAUGGGAAGUGGCUGCGGACAGGUACACAGAACAUACUGUAUGCCUUGUCCUGUCUCUUCAUUACAUUUUACAUUUUAGUCAUUUAGCAGACGCUCUUAUCGAGAGCGACUUACAGUUAGUGAGUGCAUACAUUAUUUUAUUUUUCAUACUGGCCCCCCGUGGGAAACAAACCCACAACCCUGGCGUUGCAAACGCCAUGCUCUACCAACUAAGCUACCUCCCUGCCGGCCAUUCCCUCCCCUACCCUGGACGACGCUGGGCCAAUUGUGCGCCGCCCCAUUGGUCUCCCGGUUGCGGCCGGCUACAGCAGAGCCUGGAUUCGAACCAGGAUCUCUAGUGGCACAGCUAGCACUGCAAUGCAGUGCCUUAGACCACUGCGCCACUCGCCUGAAGGUGCCUGUGGGCAGAACUGGACGAUGCUGGGCCAAUUGUGCGCCGCCCCAUUGGUCUCCCGGUUGCGGCCGGCUACAGCAGAGCCUGGAUUCGAACCAGGAUCUCUAGUGGCACAGCUAGCACUGCGAUGCAGUGCCUUAGACCACUGCGCCACUCGGGAGACUAGAUAGUAGUCUCCCUACCCUGGACGACGCUGGGCCAAUUGUGCGCCGCCCCAUUGGUCUCCCGGUUGCGGCCGGCUACAGCAGAGCCUGGAUUCGAACCAGGAUCUCUACUGGCACAGCUAGCACUGCGAUGCAGUGCCUUAGACCACUGCGCCACUCGGGGGACUAGAUAGUAGAGAGAAUGAUUUAUUUUAUUUAUUUCAUCACAUUCCCAGUGGGUCAGAAGUUUACAUACACUCAAUUAGUAUUUGGUAGCAUUGCCUUUAAAUUGUUUAACUUGGGUCAAACGUUUCGGGUAGCCUUCCACAAGCUUCCCACAAUAAGUUGGCUGAAUUUUGGCCCAUUCCUCCUGACAGAGCUGGGGUAACUGAGUCAGGUUAGUUGGCCUCCUUGCUCGCACAAGCUUUUUCAGUUCUGCCCACACAUUUUCUAUAGGAUUGAGGUCAGGGCUUUGUGAUGGCCUCUCCAAUACCUUGACUUUGAUGUCCUUAAGCAAUUUUUCCACAACUUUGGAAGUAUGCUUGGGGUCAUUGUCCAUUUGGAAGACCCAUUUGCGACCAAGCUUGAACUUCCUGACUGAUGUCUUGAGAUGUUGCUUCAAAAUAUCCAUCUAAUUUUCCUUCAUCAUGAUGCCAUCUAUUUUGUGAAGUGCACCAGUCCCUCCUGCAGCAAAGCACCCCCACAGCAUGAUGCUGCCACCCCCGUGCUUCAUGGUUGGGAUGGUGUUCUUCGGCUUGCAAGAGACCCCCUUUUUCCUCCAAACAUAACGAUGGUCAUUAUGGCCAACAGUUAUAUUUUUGUUUCAUCAGACCAGAGGACAUUUCUCCAAAAAGUACGAUCUUUGUCCCCAUGUGCAGUUGCAAACCGUAGUCUGGCUUUUUUAUGGCUGUUUUGGAGCAGUGGCUUCUUCCUUGCUGAGCGGCCUUUCAGGUUAUGUUGAUAUAGGACUUGUUUUACUGUGGAUAUAGAUACUUUUAUACCUGUUUCCUCCAGCAUCUUCACAAGGUCCUUUGCUGUUGUUCUGGGAUUGAUUUGCACUUUUCGCACCAAAGUACGUUCAUCUCGAGGAGACAGAACGCGUCUCCUUCCUGAGCGGUAUGACGGCUGCGUGGUCCCAUGGUGUUUAUACUUGCGUACUAUUGUUUGUAUAGAUGAACGUUGUACCUUCAGGCAUUUGGAAAUUUCUCCCAAGGAUGAACCAGACUUGUGGAGGUCUACAAAAAUAUUUUCUGAGGUCUUGGCUGAUUUCUUUUGAUUUUCCCAUGAUGUCAAGCAAAGAGGCACUGAGUUUGAAGGUAGGCCUUGAAAUACAUCCACAGGUACACCUCCAAUUGACUCAAAUGAUGUCAAUCAGAAGCUUCUAAAGCCAUGACAUCAUUUUCUGGAAUUUUCCAAGCUGUUUAAAGGCACAGUCAACUUAGUGUAUAUAAACUUCUGACCCACUGGAAUUGUGAUACGGUGAAUUAUAAGUUAAAUAAUCUGUCUAUAAACCAUCGUUAGAAAAAUUACUUGUGUCAUGCUAACCGACUUGCCAAAACUAUAGUUUGUUAACAAGACAUUUGUGGAGUGGUUGAAAAACAAGUUUUUAUUGACUCCAACCUAAGUGUAUGUAAACUUCCGACUUCAACUGUAGUAAUAUAACACAAUCCAAUGAGUAACCAUGUAAGUGAAUGUAUGAAUGAAAUCCUAUUAUUUUCUCUUAGUGGACAUCACUUUUGACCCACUGACUGCUCACUCACAGCUAGAGGUGUAUUCUAGAAAAAAUAUGGUUAGUUCUAAAAAUGAGGGCGGUUAUGAUUCCAAAUAUCCUUAUGUCCUUAGUGAGAACAAAUUCAGCCCAGGACAGACAUACUGGGAAGUGGUGGUGCAGUCUUCAUGGAAACAUACAUGGUAUGUUGGGGUAGCCACCACAGACGCAGUCAAGCAUAAGGCUGUUGUCCCCUUAAACGCUGGGAAUGGUUUCUGGAUUCUAAGCUAUAAAAAAGGAAACGGUUAUUGUGUCUCUGCAGACCCUCCAACACCAUUAUCUGGAAUUAAAAACCUUGAAACACUGGGAGUGUUCUUAGAUUGUGACAGACAGAAGCUGUCCUUUUAUGAUGCUGAUUCAGAAGUACAUCUCUACAGUUUUGCUGACGUGUCAUCUAACUCGAACACAUUCUUUGCUGUAUUUAGCCCAGGAUUAGACCGACGUCCCUUAAUAAUUAAAUGAUUGUAGAUGACAAAGGUAGAAACAUCCCACAAUAAUAAUCAUGUUAAAUAUUACUGAACAACAAAUAGUCUAUACAAUCAAAUCACAUUUUAUUCAUCACAUGCGCUGAAUAUAAUAGGUGUAGACUUUAAAGUGAAAUGCUUACUCACAAGCCCUUUCCCAACAAAGCAGAGUCAAAAUAAAAAACAUUGCAAAAAAAUAAAAAGGAAAUAUUAAUACAAUAAAAUAAUAAUGAGGCUAUAUACAAGUACUGAGUCAAUGUGCAGGGAUACGAUGUAGUUUAGGUAAUUUAGGUAAUAUGUACAUGUAGGUAGGGGUAAAAAUGAGUAGGCAAUCAGGAUAGAUAAUAAACAGAGUAGCAGCAGUAUAUCUGAAGUGUGUGAAGGAGUGUGAAGGAGUGGGUGUGUGUGGUAUCAAUACGCAUGAAUGUGUGGGCAUAUGUAGUGUGUGUGUGUUGGAGUAUCAGUGUAGUAUGUGUGAGUGUGUGGGUAGAGUCCAGUGAGUGUGCAUAGAGCCUGUGCAAGAGAGUCAGUGCAUAAAAAGGUUGGUCAAUGCAAAUAGUCCGGGUAGCCAUUUGAUUAACUGUUCAACAGUCUUAUGGCAUUGGGGUAGAAGUUGUUCAGGAGCCUUUUGGUCCCAGACUUGGCGGUCCAGUACCGCUCGCCAUGCGGUAGCAGCGAGAAUAGUCCAUGACUUGGGUGGCCUGAGUCUGACAAUUUUUAGGGCCUUCCUCUGACACCGCCUGGUAUAAAGGUCCUGGAUGGCAGGAAGCCAGCGAUGUACUGGGCUGUGCGCAAUACCCUCUGGAACGCCUUACGGUCGGAUGCCGAGCAGUUGCCAUACCAAGCAGUGAUGCAGCCAGUCAAGAUGCACUCAAUGGUGCAGCUGUAGAACUUUUUGAGGAUCUGAGGGCCAAUGUCAAAUAAUUUAGGCCUCCUGAGGGGGAAGAAGCAUUGUCGUGCCCUCCUCACAACUGUGUUGGUGUUUUUGGACCAUGAUAGGUCGUUAGUGAUGUGUUCGGCCCUCCGUUUCCUCUAAAAGCUCAUUGUAACUGAGACACUAACGAAAAAUUGUAAGACAAUUGUACAAUGAAACACUUACAAAUGUAAAUAGAAAAUUUCAAUUUCAAGUAAUCAAUACCACUCAGCUGUGUCAAUGUUAAAAAAUGUAUAGAUAUUUGAUCACAAUAAUCAUAAGUGAUUUCCCACUUCAACCAUCUUCCUCCGCAGAAGUAAAUCAUUUUCUACUACAGUUCGGUCCAAAAAUUAUUGGCACCCUUGAUAAAGAUGAGCAAAAAAGUAUAUAUUUAAAAAAUACAAAUUCUGAGCAACAGUGUGUAACAUAUUUGCAUGUAACUGCAUGUAACAUAUUUUUUUUGCAAGGUCAGGAUUUUUGUUUUUAUGAAAAGUAUAUAUUUUUUAUACCAAUACAAUUGCUCAGAGAAGGAGAUUUUGUUUAACAAGUAAUACAAAAUAAUCUAAAAAAGAUAGGGGUCAACAUUAUUGGCACACCUGUAUUCAAUACUCCAGCAUCCUCCUCAUGCGAGGAUAACGGCACUGAGCCUUAUCAUAUAAUAUUUUAUGAGAUUUGAGAACACAAUGGGAGGGAUCUUAAACCAUUCCUCCAUACAGAAUCUUUCCAGAUCCUUGAUAUCUUUCGUUUGCUCUUAUGGACUUCCCUAUUCACUUCAAACCACAGGUUUUAAAUGGGGUUCAAGGCCAGAGACUGAGAUGGCCAUUGAAAAAUGUUGAUUUUGUGGUCAAUUAACCAUUUCUUUGUGGAUUUUGAUUUGUGUUUGGAGUUCCACUUGAGGCCAAGUUUCAGCCUCCCUGCCCUUUAACUUUGACAAUACAUGAGAUAGCCUAGACAUGAAUAGAUCAUAUAGGGACGACUGGCCCAGAAAGAUCAGACUAGUUACAGCAAGUAUGAGCAACAAAACCAAAAGAGAUAGGCAUCAUCUUUCACCAAGUCAACCUAACAUAUCAUUGUGAUUGAGUCAUCUGUUUUAUCCAUUGUCUAAAGAGAUAAAGAAAACAGAGAUCAUGUACAAAAUGUACUUUAUUUUACAGGGUGAUAUGAUGAUGCAUGGAGCAACAUGGGAUGACUUUGUGAAAUGUGUUUUCAUCCCUCUCUGUACCCUGGUGCAGUGGAACAAUUAUUGUCCAGCCUCAGUUUAGCAUGAUUCGGGAUAGCUGAACUCCUGUAAAUAGUGAAAGGACAUGUAGAUGUCUAUGGGACAGUUUUCUAAUCAUAAAACAGUGUAAAAUGGGCUAUGCUGGGCCCAUAGUUUUUUUAAAUCAGGUCACAUGGUUAAAAACAAAAAUCCUGACCUUAGGGAGGAUGAAUGACCUGUUGAACUAUAGCAACCUUGUACUUGUUCAUACGAUUAAUUUCAGUCAAUAAUUUGGAAUGAAAAGGUGUAGGUAGCCUAGUCAGCCAAAGCUUGAAUACAAACCAAAUUUGAUCACAUUCAGAUUUGAUCCUAACACUCAAAUAAAUGAUAUUGUAUAGCUAAAUACAUGAUGUUACCACUUCGUUUCCUCCGGCCAGAGGGGACAGGGCGCAUAGGCUGUGCUACCUGGCUGUUGUUAAGCCUACAGUUGGUCAGACUGAAAAUGAUUUAUCCAUCUGCAGAGGUGAUAGUAUCAACACUGUAGGCUGGUUUCUUUUUUGGGGGGGAGGGGGGAUCUUUCAGCUUUAAUAUUGCAGAUAGAUUGUGGCUUCUAUCGAUCUAAUUAUCUGCAUCAUUAUAUUCCUAUUUCUUACUAAUUUCAUACCGGUGUUCUUUUGUGGCUUCCUCCUUAUUUUGAUUGACAUAGUGCUCUUAUUGUGUUUUUUUAAACUUAUUUUGUAUUGAAUAUUUUAUAAAUGUUGCACUGUUUGAAAGGAGAGGUUGUAAGUAAGCAUUUUGUUGUGCUGUGUACACUACGCUGUAUUGUGUGCAUUUAAAAAUGUUACUUUGAUGUGAUUUGAUUUCACAACAAUGUAUAGUUUUCUACAUGCAGUAAGAUUAUUGAUGUAAAUAAGUGUCUGUCUACAAAAAAGAUAGAAUUCUGAGUGCUUGACAUUGUGUUGACAUAAAACAUUCAUUAAACAUCCUGAUUUUGAAUACAUGUAAUUAUUUUAUAAAAACCACAGUGCUAUUGACAUAUUCUACAGGUACACAUUGACUUUGAAUAUACUGCAAAUUGUGGACAUAAUUUUACAGGUCAGCUGACACAACAUACUAUUAAAAAAUCCAGAGCAACACCUCAACUCAGUGGUGUAUUGUUUGUACAUCACUGACUGAUGAUGGCCUAACAGCUUUAAAAUGUUUGUUAUACACUUGUUGCCUUUUGAAUGAUUAAAUAAGCAUAACAAAACUUUCAUCUCUUUUUUUGAGUGUCUACUCUACAGCAGAGCUAGGUAACCAUGGCCCUGGAGUGCUGAAAGUACUAGAAUUAGUAUUUUCUCAUUACUAAUUUGGUGUGAAAAAAAUCCUGACAUUGUCUUCAUCCUAACAUUUGGUGUAGUGCUAAAUGGGUCCCUACUACUCCCUAAGGUUGAUGUCCGCGCCCCCGCGGAAAUCUAAUGAGCAAAAAAAAUUAUCCCCAUAAAAAUCUGUCAAUUUAAACUAGAGAUAUGUUUUUUUUUGCAUUGGAUGCGUCUCAAUCCACCUAUGUCACACCUCCGCAUCUGCAGUGAAAGGUGACAGAGCUAGACUGGUGUUUGUCAGACCAUGAGACAUCCCGAAAAUCUGUCUUUUCACUAAAUUGUAUAUAGCGUCCGAACGGUUUGGCCUAAAAAACUCCCUCUUGCUCUACGACCCCCACAAGUGUAUUGGGACUCGUCUGAAGUCGGUACAGCCAAUCUGCAAACUUCUGUCUGUAGCAUUUGAGCAGUUUGGGAUACACAAUAAUGUGACCGUCUGUGCAAAGGUGAUACGUCAAGGGAUCUUAAAAUUCAAAAUCAAAUAGCUAAAUGAUCCUUGGUAUGACUUUCUUAAAACAAUUCCAUAUAGCUUAGUAGAACCCCUCCCCCCCUCGGUAGUGUUAAAUAGGAAACGCAAGAUGAAAUUGUAAUGUACUCCUCUUCUGGCUUCUGACUACUUUACUUGAACAGGAGAUGGUCUGUGGCCCCACACUUUCUGGCUCAUGUUCCUUGGCUACUGGCUUGCAUCCCCCAGCCAUGAUCAUCAUAUAUACUGUACACUCAGCUGUUGUACACAUCAAGUGCUGUAAAAGCAAGCUAACCAGGAUAUUCUGUUUAUGUGUUUGGUAAAUGAAUAAGCUGGAGAUGGCAUUUGUUUGUGAGGAGAAAGUGAAAUUACUGACAGUGAGGAAAAGGGAGAACCAAGUUAUUCUCACUAUUAUGUUACCAUUCGUAAAAUACAAAUAAAGCAGAGUAUACAAAUACAAAGCGGAUUUUGAUUUCACAAUCUCAGAAUUGAAGGAGACCAUGUACUCAGAAACAAAUGUAUUUUACUUCUGUACUGUAUGUAACUAUAACCUCUCCAAUAUAUAAAUACUUCCCCUUCAAUAAAUUGUAUUAACUAAGAUGUGAUUUUAUAUUUACUGACUUGUCUCCUUAUGUCAGUUUGGUUUUGACCAAGGCCUUAGAAAUGUUCAAAGAAAUGUUUGAUAUUUCUUUGUGAUUUUGUUUUUGUGAUACACCAAUACUGGUGCCCAGCCCACAUGGGCUUAUAAAACUUGGGCUUAUGAAGUAUUAUGUGCACAACAAACAAAACAAAAUUACAUUUUGCAAUUUACACGCAUAAAUAAUAAUCAUGGCAAGUAAAGUUACCAUUUUGUUAUAUUAUACACACAAUACAUUUAUCUUUCUCCCCCAGGCUUUGAAAAUAAAGUGAGCCAUAUUAAAUAUUAUUAUUAAUCCAUGAUAUGACUAAUAUAAUUCAUAAAGACACUCUCAAACACAAACUCAGAUUGCAUUUGUACUUGUGCUGUAUUUUUCUACAAUGUCUGUCUUUUCUGUGGGGGGGAGUAUAUUGCAGUAUUAAAUAAUCAAACUGCUCCUACGUAGGUCCAAAGUUCACUGGUCUUUCUUUACUGUGACUUUACAGUGCCUAUAAAAAGUCUACGCCCCCUUUGGAUUUCUUCACAUUUGAUUGUAUUACAAAGUGGGAUUAACAUUUAUUUGUCCUUUUUUGUCAACACAAAAACCUCUAAUGUCAAAGUGGAAUAAUUUUUUGUCUUUUUUUGAUUAAUGAAAAAUAAAACACUAAUAUACCUUGGUUAGAUAAGUAUUCACCUCCUGAGUCAAUACAUGUUAAAAACACAUUUGGCAGCGAUUACAGCUGUGAGUCUUCUUGGGUAAGUCUCAUAAGAGCUUUGCACACCUGUAUUGUGCAAUUUUUGCCAAUUAUUAUUUUCAGAAUACUUCAAGCUCUGUCAAGGUGUUGGGGUUCAUGGCUAGACCACCAUUUUCAAGUCUUGCCAUAGCUUUAUAAGCGGAUUUAAGUAAAAACUAUACCUUGACCACUCAGGAAAAACAUUAGUAACACACUACGCCGUCAUGGAUUAAAAUCCUGCAGCGCACGCAAGGUCCCCCUGCUCAAGCCAGCGCAUGUCCAGGCCCGUCUAAAGUUUGCCAAUGACCAUCUGGAUGAUCCAGAGGAGGAAUGGGAGAAGGACAUGUGGUCUGAUGAGACAAAAAUAGAGCUUUUUGAUCUAAACUCCACUGGCCGUGUUUGGAGGAGGAAGAAGAAGGAUGAGUACAACCCCAAGAACACCAUCCCAACAGUGAAGCAUGGAGGUGGAAACAUCAUUCUUUGGGGAUGCUUUUCUGCAAAGGGGACAGGACGACUGCACCGUAUUGAGGGGAGGAUGGAUGGGGCCAUGUAUCGCGAGAUCUUGGCCAACAACCUCCUUCCCUCAGUAAGAGCAUUGAAGAUGGGUCGUGGCUGGGUCUUCCAGCAUGACAACAACCCGAAGCACACAGCCAGGGCAACUAAGGAAUGGCUCCGUAAGAAGCAUCUCAAGGUCCUGGAGUGACCUAGCCAGUCUCCAGGCCUGACCCAAAUAGAAAAUCUUUGGAGGGAGCUGAAAGUCUGUAUUGCCCAGCGACAGCCCCGAAACCUGAAGGAUCUGGAGAAGGUCUGUAUGGAGGAGUGGGCCAAAAUCCCUGCUGCAGUGUGUGCAAACCUGGUCAAGACCAACAGGAAACAUAUGAUCUCUGUAAUUGCAAACAAACGUUUCUGUACCAAAUAUUAAGUUCUGCUUUUCUGAUGUAUCAAAUACUUAUGUCAUGCAAUAAAAUGCAAAUUAAUUACUUAAAAAUCAUACAAUGUGAUUUUCUGGUUUUAUGUUUUAGAUUCCGUCUCUCACAGUUGAAGUGUACCUAUGAUAAAAAUUACAGACCACUACAUGCUUUGUAAGUAGGAAAACCUGCAAAAUCGGCAGUGUAUCAAAUACUUGUUCUCCCCAUUGUAUGUGUGCCAGGUAGUGCUGAGCGGUUAGUGCUUUUUGAGGUUGGUUGGGUUUUGUUUAGAUUUAGGUAAUAUUUGUUAAAUGCACUAUGCAUUAUGUGGUUUGAAUUCUGUAACAAGACUCUAAGAUGGCACCUUAUUGGAUGACCACCUUCUUGCAAGCUCCGACCCAACUUAGCUAUUUUGUGAUUCUUUUGUCAUUUUAUUUUUACUUUAUUUUCACAAAAUGUAUCUGCUAUCAUUUUAGUUUUUGUUUAGUUUUUGUUUAACCUUUAUGUAUACAGGUUUUUCUCAUUGAGAUAAAAUCUAUUUUUCAAGAGAGAACUGGUCCAACAGCAGCAGGGGAAACAAAGUUUCAGACAAAACAACUUACAUACACUAAUACAACAUUGAACAAAACUAUAGACACAUACAGUACAACAAUUACAUAUUAUGUAAAGAAACACAAAUGUCAUAAUAAACAAACAGCUGUCCUAAAGACAAUUACACUCUUCUAUGAUAUUUACAUCGAUCAAGUGUUUAUUACAACCGACAAGAACCUUUGAAUAUCAGAUCGGCAGUUAAUUACCUAAAUUCCGGUUUCAACUUUUACUCAUCUGCCCUGGGCUCUUUCUGUAAUUCCGAUCCAAUUUUAGGGCUACCCAAGAGGAAACGCUGGCGUUACAGAGGCAAGAGAGGGGGGUUCCUGGCGAGAUGAAGGCAAAGGGAAAACCGGCCACCUCUUCCCUCCAUACUACUGGCCAAAACAUGAAUGACCUCCGAUCGCAGAUUUGCUACCAAGGGGACUCUCGAACCUGCAAUAUUCUCUGCUUUUCUGAAACAUGGCUCUCGUACAAGAUACCCCCCACCGUGGGGGGUAUCUUGUACGAGAGCCACAGCUAUCUCAAUGGAUUCUCCAUUCACUGUGCGGACAGGACAGUGGAGUCAGGGAAAUCGAGAGGGGGAGAGGUUUUUCUUCUCGAGCGCGGUGGAAGUGUCAACCCAUUGUUUACCCAUCUUGGAAUACCUGAUGGUCAAAUGCCGACCCUUCCACCUCCCUGAAUGAGGCUAUAAACAAGCAGGAAAACUUACAUCCAGAGGCUGCUUUUCUGGUUGCCAGAAAAAUUCCUUUAAAAUACAGGGCUACCCCAGAGAACCCUGAGGCUACGGCGGAGGACAGGAACAAGUGCAAGAAGUAACACUAUGACCUCUUCAGAGUCAUCAAACGAGCAAAAGGACAAUAUUGUCACACCCUGAUCUGUUUUACCUUUGUGAUUGUCUCCACCCCCCUCCAGGUGUCGCCUAUCUUCCCCAUUAUCCCCAGUGUAUUUAUACCCGUGUUCUCUGUUUGUCUGUUGCCAGUUCGUUUAGUUUCGUCAAGCCUACCAGCAUUUUUCCCCUUGCUCCUGUCUUUCUCAAGUUCUAGUUUUCUUGGUAUUGAACAUUCUGCCUGCCCUGACCCUGAGCCUGCCUGCCGUACAGAACCUUGUCACACCACCCUGGAUUAUUGACCUUUGCCUGCCCUGACCCUGAGACUUCCUGCCGUUCUGUACCUUUUGGACUCUGAUCUGGAUUACUGACCUAUGCCUGCCCUUGACCUGUCGUUUGCCUGCCCCCUGUUUUUGUAAUAAACUUUUGUUACUUCGACACUGUCUGCAUCUCUAUACAGUAACAGUGACCUCUGUUGCGGCCAAGCCUACUCUUUCCCAUAGGCUUAUACAAUCUAUAGUAUGACAGCAUCAGCAGUUAUCUACCGACAGCUGGCGGACAUGUUUACAUAUGGUUAGUUUUAUUAGUGAUGGAAGACACAAGCUUAUGCACUAUAGCACUUAUGCGCUAUAGCUAGCUAGCUCUUUCACUUACCCGGUUCACUUCCAUUCUCAUGGUCUCUGCUGGUACUGCUGGCUGUUGGUGGUAGGGACAGCAUCCACUUUGAGAAGCAACUUCUUGCUGAAGCACUCCUUCCAUUGUUGAUAGCCGUGGAAUUUCUCAGGAAUUAAAUGUUACCCGCAGAUUAAUGAGUAGAUGCCCAAUUCAGCCGCCUCAUUUUCACAAAUGUAUCCCACUUUUUAUAAAGUUUUUCAUUCGUCAUGUGAUGCUGACCGCGGGGCGUUGUGGGAUUGUUUCCGAAGUUAUAGCUGAUUUGGAUAGAAACCUCAAACCUAACUUUAAGCAAAACUUUAUAAUAUUAUAACAAUUGAUUUAACAGUUUGUAAUUUGGGAAUGUUUUCUUGGGGUGCUCUAAAUUACUAUUAUAUGUGUUUCUGGCAUUGAGAAAUAGUCGCUACACUGCCUUUAAGUGUAACUUUCACUUAGUCAUGCAUAGAUGUCACUGGGAGAUAGUAAAAUAGUGUUAGAUUUAAUGACAACAUUAAAAACAUCCCUAGAACAAUACAUUUUAACAAAGUAAUAUUGUAUGACCUUUAUUAAUAUUAGUGUCAAUGCAUUUCAGAUAAAAAGGAGUCUACUGAGAGGCCAGAAGGUAUGACUUCUGUCUUUUUUCAAUACUAUUUUGUAUAUUUCUACACAUUUACUUUUUAACCUUUUCAUUUAAUAGAAGAAACGGCUCUUGUCGGAGGUAAAUUGUGUUUAUUUUUAAUUUUUUUUUUUUUUUAUCAUGUCCUUAGUGAGGAGAGCUUCAGCUCUGGGCAUAUAUACUGGGAAGUGGAGGUGAAGUGGGACGUUUUUCUAUAUUCGUUAUUGGAAGCAGUAGCCACCGACACAGCCACCCUAACAAGUGAUGUUGUCCCCGUUAACCUAUGA
Messenger RNA from Coregonus sp. 'balchen', 12275 nucleotides. The record is from the annotation of a GenBank genome assembly. Lineage: Eukaryota; Metazoa; Chordata; Actinopteri; Salmoniformes; Salmonidae.